Messenger RNA from Arvicola amphibius (Eurasian water vole), 3719 nucleotides. RefSeq names its product chromosome 6 C1orf141 homolog (gene C6H1orf141). Lineage: Eukaryota; Metazoa; Chordata; Mammalia; Rodentia; Cricetidae. The transcript is spliced from 8 exons. The record is from RefSeq and is a predicted model, not a curated record. Bases 1853 to 3292 code for a protein of 479 amino acids.
UUGAACAAAAGAAAGAGUCUUUGACCUCGCCCCUGCUGUUCGAUCUUCAUAUGGAAUCUGAAGGCACCACCACUUCAUCUGUACUUAAGACAGGAGCAGAGAUCAGAGAAGAUAAGUCAUGUGGCCCUAAGAAGUCAAAAACGUAGCUAUCAUAAUUCUGCUGAACAUUUUAAAGCGCUGUGUUUGCCUCAGACUAUCUGAUACUGUGAGAAACUAAAACUUGCCCAGCAUAGUGGCUUCCACCUUCCAUCUCAGCUCUAGGGAGGCAGUGAUUCGUGCUGAAGGGCUCUGAUAUCCUCCCGAACAAAGCCCGCUCUUCCCCUAUUUAUUGAACAGCAAAGUACGGUAUUGGAAAGGGAUGAGGAAUUUCUGUCUUAACAGUUUUAUACAGCAGUCGCUUCAUUAAGGACGAUACCGGUUUUCUGACAAUUUGGGCUCAGUAGCACACAAGGACACAAGCAGAUAUCAUCACACAUUACCAGUCUGUACCCACAUGUUGCGUUUAGCAUUUGGGGAGGUUGAAGCAUUGAUUUCAAUAUUCUGUUGCUUCAACAAACGGUCUUGGGUCCUUCCAGCACAUCUUACACACACACCUUGCUUGGGAGUCAGGGCCAUGAAUGGGCAAUGGAAGAGAAACGGGGACCAUGAUACUCUGUGGAGCCAAAGCACAGUAAGUCUGAGUGCAAUGCUUUUGGUUUUGCUUUUUUAAAGGUCAGUUUAUUUCCAACAGGUUGAGUAUAGCAUAAAUGAAUGCAUUGUUAUAAAUGGUCUCAAAACAUAAAUUAACUUGGUUAUGGUUUGAGAGUUUGGUCUGUAAGGCAAACUUCAAAACGCAUUUCUUAGCAAAACCAUCCCCACAGUAGGAUAUGAGGGGUUGGUGGUCUAAUUUUCAAUCUGAAGUUGAAGGUCUGAGAACCUGGGGGAAGGUGGGAGCACUUGGAGUCUUGGAACGGAAGGGUCAAGGGACCUAGAACUCUGGUACCCAAGAACAGCCAGAGAUGAGUGCAUCAUUUGUGGAGGAGGGAGAGUUGAUUUGUUCUAUUUAUAAUCCCAGAGGAUUUAAUGGCACUUGACUAUACUGCGAACAGAUCCUUUUCAGUCCACCAACUCUUGUACCUACCUAGUCUAGAAACACCCUCACAGACCUACCUAGAGAGAAUUAUCUACCAGUUCUUUAGGUAAUCUUGGAUUCAGUCAAAGUGGCACCUAAAAAAACACUUAGCCACCAUACUAUUAACCAGGGUUGUUUGGGUCAAAAUUCAGGUUCUCCUAACCCUAGCAAGCUAGGCUCAGCCACUCAUCCUCAGUACACCAUAAAGAAAUGACAUCAGGAGGCAGAGAAAGCAGGGUUGUUCACUGUGGCCACAUUGAAUAAAUUGGGAAAUAAGUAAAUAGGUCCAGGGGCAUGUAGUCCUCACACACACACACACGCACGCACACACACUCACACACACACACUCACACACGCACACACACUUUCAGAGUCCUGACAUAGAAUUUAAAUUUAAAUAGAGGGCAAGGGGCCUGCCUAGCUAAGCACCAUGGUCCUGCCUAUCCUCACUGCUUCUUCCCCAGUGUGCUCCUAGCGGUGACAACCUGUAGGCACUGUGCUGAGUCUCUUUCUAAGAAACCAGCUCGUCCUCUGGCUGGUGCAAGGCUUCAGUCCUCUCCUUUGCUCAGCAUGGGACUUUUUGAGACAUUUCAAUUAUUCAGAGUCCACCAUUUCAAAGAGUCUGGUACAAGUUUCCAUCCUUAGAACAUCUGUGCUCCUCUUGGGACAGUUGCAAUACCUAGAAUAGAGAGCUCGGAGUGAAAUUCUCUACGUAACACACAGGUGCUGUCAUCCUGUCUGAUGUAUGAGCUGUCCCUGAGUCCGUAUGUCCUCACUUCCAUUCAGAUCUGCCCCCCAAAUCUCAUGGAACCAAGUUCUGAUGUGUGUCCUGGUCAGCUUGUGAAUACUGGCACCCCGCAUGCCCUCAUUCCUGCCCUGGAAGUAGAUCUGUCCAGUCCCCUCUACUUGGAAUUCCCUCUCCAGCACGUAUCUUUCAAAUGUACGCCUGAACACGGAAGUGACUUUAAAGAGUCAGAUUCAUCUGCUCUUGCAACAGAUGCAAACUACGAAGAAAGAUCAAAAGAAGAAAAUCUAAAACUGAGCCCCAGAUCUCUUUGUUUCCUUAAGGAUAAAACUGAGGCAGAAUAUGCAAUGCCCUGGAAUGUUCUACAGUCUGAGCCGAGGAACCAGUGUAAAAGAUCAUCAGAGUCUUCAAUCCUGUGUCCUACAUGUGCCAACCAAUCCAAUGCUAAUAAAAAUGGAAACAGAGCAAAGAAGUCCAUGUAUUCUAGAGACCGCUCAGCAGAUUCUAUUAAAGAAGGGAGAAUGGAUCAUCCCCUGGUGAACGACUUCAUUGCAAAAGAAAAUGAGUCAGUCAGAGAUAACCAAGCAAGAUCACCUUGUCCAGUAAAGGAGAACAUCUUACUCCCCUUGCACUUUGAGGAUGUAUUGAAAAAUCCCACCAUCAAGAUAAUUGACCUUGGUCCAACAGAGACCGUGCAUUAUUCCACGGACACUGAGACAGUGCCAACUAUAAAGGACCGACCAGGCACCAAACCCAUUCCAUCUUCGAGUCUGGACUUCGUGCCCUUCAAAGCUAAAGAAAGUCACACAAAUCCGAUAAUUUUCCAUGACAAAGUAUAUAUAAUGAAGCUGUUCCUGACAAAAAGGUUCACUCCCUAUGUUAUGACGUAUACAACAAAGAAUGUUGUUCUAGAAAAAAACUGUGAAAUGUUUAAAGUUUUGUUUGAUGAUACUGUCUCUAAGCCUCAAAGAACUAAGGCUGUAGCACAUUACAAAGAUCUGCACAUCUUCUCUACCGAACGGGUGCACACGAGUAUAAAGGAGAAACGAAAGAAGCAGCAUGACAGUCUGGCUUCCAAAAAGAGAUCUCUGGACACACUUUAUAAUUUAUCCCAAACCUUUUCUAUCUUAACCCAGAAAAUUGUGGGUUCCUUUGAUAAAGUUGCUUCCAAAGAAAAGAGCGUUAAGACAGGUAGAUUUCAAAGACAGUUUUCCAAAGUAAAACCACCACGCACACGCAAAUUCACUACCUUACCUAUGAAGUAUGACUUGAAGCCUCUGAAGAAUAUACUUGAAAUACGUAAACUAAACAACAUAAGCCCACUAGACGACCUGCUAAGCUGGAAAGUCAAUGGCUCACGAAGAAUCGUUUAUGCUGCAAUAUUUAAAAACAAGAACCAAGUUCCAAGAUCACAGAAAUUCUUAACUGAUUAUUAGUGUUCUGGUGGAUGAAGUACACAAAUCGGCAGUGGUCUGUUUAGGAUCAGUCAACAUCGUUAGCUAACAUAAGGAUGGAAUUAGAGAAUUAGCAACAAGAGAGAUUCAUUUAUGGCUUAGUUUUGGUUGUCAGCCUAGCUUUUAAGGGUUGAGCCAUUUCUCGCUCAUGGAUUAUCUCAAUUAUAGUUAUCAGACAUCCCUGUUGGCUACAGAACAUUCUCAUUCGGUACCAGCUACGGCGUGGAUUGAUGAAAAAGUUCAAAAACAUCAACAAACAAGUGAUUGAUUGUCAAGACAGAUGUAACAUUAAUUAAUUAAUUAAUGCUGAAUAUGUUGUCAAUAGUAGGUCAUCAUCUUAAGAGACUCAUGGGGAAACAGUGCCACAUAAGGAGUGUAUGUGAUUAAAAAGAUUUCAUAAAACCCGUUA